Closterium sp. Naga37s-1 is the source of this 3846-nucleotide messenger RNA. Lineage: Eukaryota; Viridiplantae; Streptophyta; Zygnematophyceae; Desmidiales; Closteriaceae. The record is from the annotation of a GenBank genome assembly.
AUGUCCUUUUCCCCCAGGUCGCACCUCCCUUUCCCCUCAGGUCGCACCUCCCUUUCCCCCAGGACGCACCUCCCUGUUCCCCCAGGUCGCACCUCCUCCUCCUAUCUCCUCCCGUCCCUCCUCUCUCAGCUCAUUCUAUCUCCUCCCUUCCCUCGACCCCAGCUUUCCCUCACGUCUCCCCCUCCUUCCCCCCAUUUCACCGUUCUCUACCCCAUUUCCCCACAACUUUGUCUACAUUUCCCCCCUCCCCCCUUCCGCCACCCGCGUCUGCAGCCUCGUGACCGCCACGGAACCGCCAGAUGCGCGUUUGACGAGAUGCGCGAGAUGCGGCCAUUCAUGCGCCAGCACCUUUCCUCAUCCCUCCGAACCUUUCCUCUCCGCCCUCCGGUAGUGGCGAGCGUAGUGAGUGCGGGUUUAGGAAGGGAAGUGCAUCUUGCACUCAACUGCGCUCACACGAACCCGCGCAUUCCUCCUCAUCCCUCCAAUCCCCGUCAUCCUCUCUCCGCCCUAUCCUUCUCUCUCCCCCCUGUCCUUCUCUCUCCCCCCUGUCCUUCUCUCUCCCCCUUGUCCUUCUCUCCCCCCCCUGUCCUCCUCUCUCCCCCCUGUCUCUCUCUCUCCCCCCUGCCCUUCUCUCUCCCCCCUGUCCUUCUCUCUCCCCCCCGUCAUCCUCUCUCCCCCCUGUCCUUCUCUCUCCCCCCUGUCCUUCUCUCUCCCCCCUGUCCUUCUCUCUCCCCCCUGUCCUUCUCUCUCCCCCCUGUCCUUCUCUCUCCCCCCUGUCCUUCUCUCUCCCCCCUGUCCUCCUCUCACCCCCCUGUCAUCCUCCUCCCGGCCUGUCCACUCCCCUGGCGUCGACCCCAUGAGCCUCAGGAUUUCCAACAUUCCCUCUCACCCGUCUUCCUACCUCCUCAUUUCCCUCUCCCCACUGCUUCCUAUCCCCUCCUUCGGCUCCCCCUUUUCCGUCCCUACUCUCUUCCCAUCUCCCAACAACUCUCAUCCUCCUCCUAUCUCCUCCCAUCCCUCACCACCUUCCUUCUUAUCACCCUCACACCCUCACUCCCCUCUUUCUAUCUCCUCCCUUCCCUCUCCCCCCUCUCUCCGGAAAAUUCCCCUUUCCUCCCCCCUCCAACCCCUCAUUCCCAUCCCUCCUUUCACUCAUUUCCUCCCCUGCUCCCCCAUUUCCCAGUGCGCGUGGCUGCUGCUCGCUUCGCCUGCGUUCGCCAACCGCCCUUUUGCCUCCUGCGCCUGCAGGCGCGCGUGACCGCCAGCUGCGCGUUUGACGACGCGCGCAAGAUGUGCACAUUCACGAGCCGCGUGACAGCAGCGUGGGUGCCAGAGGCAGAGGCGUGGCGGAUCGCUGCUACCCCUCGCACCUUCUCGCUCCCAUCCCCCUAUCACCUUCACGUUAUCGCCUCCUCGCUGCACCCUUCACGUUUUUUACGCUACUCAAUCCUGGACAGCGGUGGACAGCGUUAUCCUGCUCGCAUGCCUUUCUCCCGCCUCUGCUCGCUUUUUAUUUCCCCGCGCCUGCUCGCCGCCCUUUCUCCCGCAGAGACUAGCUUGCUAAACCCCGCGCCGGCUUGCAUGCCUUUCUCCCGCCUCAGCUCGCUUCAUAUCCCCCCGCGCCUGCUUGGAAAUGCGGGGAGACGAGAGGGGGUUGAAGGGAGCAAGGCACUGCUACGAGAGGGGGUGGGAGGGAGCAAGGGAGAGAUACGAGAGGCGGAGAGACAAGAGGGGAGUGAAGGGAGCAAGGCGGAGAGACAAGAGGGGAGUGAAGGGAGCAAGGCGGAGAGACAAGAGGGGAGUGAAGGGAGCAAGGCGGAGAGACAAGAGGGGAGUGAAGGGAGCAAGGCGGAGAGACAAGAGGGGAGUGAAGGGAGCAAGGCGGAGAGACAAGAGGGGAGUGAAGGGAGCAAGGCGGAGAGACAAGAGGGGAGUGAAGGGAGCAAGGCGGAGAGACAAGAGGGGAGUGAAGGGAGCAAGGCGGAGAGACAAGAGGGGAGUGAAGGGAGCAAGCCGGAGAGACAAGAGGGGAGUGAAGGGAGCAAGGCGGAGAGACAAGAGGGGAGUGAAGGGAGCAAGGCGGAGAGACAAGAGGGGAGUGAAGGGAGCAAGGCGGAGAGACAAGAGGGGAGUGAAGGGAGCAAGGCGGAGAGACAAGAGGGGAGUGAAGGGAGCAAGGCGGAGAGACAAGAGGGGCGUGAAGGGAGCAAGGCGGAGAGACAAGAGGGGAGUGAAGGGAGCAAGGCGGAGAGACAAGAGGGGAGUGAAGGGAGCAAGGCGGAGAGACAAGAGGGGAGUGAAGGGAGCAAGGCGGAGGGACAAGAGGGGAGUGAAGGGAGCAAGGCGGAGAGACAAGAGGGGAGUGAAGGGAGCAAGGCGGAGAGACAAGAGGGGAGUGAAGGGAGCAAGGCGGAGAGACAAGAGGGGAGUGAAGGGAGCAAGGCGGAGAGACAAGAGGGGAGUGAAGGGAGCAAGGCGGAGAGACAAGAGGGGAGUGAAGGGAGCAAGGCGGAGAGACAAGAGGGGAGUGAAGGGAGCAAGGCGGAGAGACAAGAGGGGAGUGAAGGGAGCAAGGCGGAGAGACAAGAGGGGACUGAAGGGAGCAAGGCGGAGAGACAAGAGGGGAGUGAAGGGAGCAAGGCGGAGAGACAAGAGGGGAGUGAAGGGAGCAAGGCGGAGAGACAAGAGGGGAGUGAAGGGAGCAAGGCGGAGAGACAAGAGGGGAGUGAAGGGAGCAAGGCGGAGAGACAAGAGGGGAGUGAAGGGAGCAAGGCGGAGAGACAAGAGGGGAGUGAAGGGAGCAAGGCGGAGAGACAAGAGGGGAGUGAAGGGAGCAAGGCGGAGAGACAAGAGGGGAGUGAAGGGAGCAAGGCGGAGAGACAAGAGGGGAGUGAAGGGAGCAAGGCGGAGAGACAAGAGGGGAGUGAAGGGAGCAAGGCGGAGAGACAAGAGGGGAGUGAAGGGAGCAAGGCGGAGAGACAAGAGGGGAGCGAAGGGAGCAAGGCGGAGAGACAAGAGGGGAGCGAAGGGAGCAAGGCGGAGAGACAAGAGGGGAGUGAAGGGAGCAAGGCGGAGAGACAAGAGGGGAGUGAAGGGAGCAAGGCGGAGAGACAAGAGGGGAGUGAAGGGAGCAAGGCGGAGAGACAAGAGGGGAGUGAAGGGAGCAAGGCGGAGAGACAAGAGGGGAGUGAAGGGAGCAAGGCGGAGAGACAAGAGGGGAGUGAAGGGAGCAAGGCGGAGAGACAAGAGGGGAAUGAAGGGAGCAAGGCGGAGAGACAAGAGGGGAGUGAAGGGAGCAAGGCGGAGAGACAAGAGGGGAGUGAAGGGAGCAAGGCGGAGAGACAAGAGGGGAGUGAAGGGAGCAAGGCGGAGAGACAAGAGGGGAGUGAAGGGAGCAAGGCGGAGAGACAAGAGGGGAGUGAAGGGAGCAAGGCGGAGAGACAAGAGGGGAGUGAAGGGAGCAAGGCGGAGAGACAAGAGGGGAGUGAAGGGAGCAAGGCGGAGAGACAAGAGGGGAGCGAAGGGAGCAAGGCGGAGAGACAAGAGGGGAGCGAAGGGAGCAAGGCGGAGAGACAAGAGGGGAGUGAAGGGAGCAAGGCGGAGAGACAAGAGGGGAGUGAAGGGAGCGAGGCGGAGAGACAAGAGGGGAGUGAAGGGAGCAAGGCGGAGAGACAAGAGGGGAGUGAAGGGAGCAAGGCGGAGAGACAAGAGGGGAGUGAAGGGAGCAAGGCGGAGAGACAAGAGGGGAGUGAAGGGAGCAAGGCGGAGAGACAAGAGGGGAGUGAAGGGGAUAUGGGAGAGGAUAAAAGGGAGCAAGGCAGGAGGCGGAGAGAAGGGAGGGGAUAA